AUGCAAAUCAUCAUAUCGUUCAGUUCAGUCACACCACUUGCAAAUGAGCAGGACUUAUGUAAAGACACUCUAGUUUGGUUGACUUGUUUACCAGUUGGUUUUGUGUCUCGCGCAUGCAUAAUAAAAACCAACCUUUUCUUCUACAGACUCUUAAUAAUGCAGCUGAUUUCCAACCUUACAUCUGAAGACUCAAGUCUCACAUCCACCCCAACAUCUGACGCUCCAUCCAAGCGCUUGUCCUGGAGCAAACUAAUGCAGAAACUGCACAGCAUCCAAAGCAUGGACUCCGAUUCAGACACGCACAGCAGCUUAGACGAUGCAUCAGAUGCUGGUUCCCUAUCCAUACCAGAUCUGUCAGAAUCCGAGAUGUUUUUCGACCCCGCUGAAGAGGCAUUGUGCAAAGAAGUGGUGCAACUCAUCGCACUUAACCUGACCGAUGCCAAAGAUGGUGUCCUGCACUGUUCCAAACUCCUUAUUCCAGAGAAACUUCUGGAGCACAUCGGACACGAGCUGGUGCAUCUGUCCGUCAGCGAGCCCUGUGGUCUGCGAGGUGCCCUCAUCGAUCUGUGUGUGGAGCAGGACAGCGUAUACGAGGCUGCGGGACAGAUCGCGGUCGACCCGUAUCUGGUGCCCACGUUCCAGCUGACCCUAGUGCUGAGGCUCGACUCCAGGGGCCUGUGGCCGAAGAUCCAGGGGCUUUUCACCGGCAGAUCCCCGUCGUCUCCGGUUGUUCGACGUGCACUUAAACUGAGCACUGGAUUUCGAGUUAUUAAAAGAAAACUGUACAGCUCAGAAGAGCUUUUGAUUGAAGAAUGCUGAGACCGACUCCAUACAUGUCAUGGACUUUUACUAGGUUUUUUUAAAAUUAAGCCUCUUGUAACCAUUCAGUCUCAGUGCCCAUAAAGAGCCCUGAAGGUACAAUCGUGUUGUAUGACUGUUUAACGCAGUAAAUGACCAACUCGCAGGGCAUUUGUAAUGCUGAUUUCUAGGGUACAUUAAAAAGACUUUGUGAUACUUUGUUUGUUACUGAUGUUGCACUUUUGCUGCCGUUCCAGUGACGCAGGAGUUUCGGGAACAUCUACCUCAGGUUUAUGGAAACCAGAUAUGGCAGCUAUUUUCCAUGCAAAACAUU
This is a messenger RNA of Rhinichthys klamathensis goyatoka, 1132 nucleotides long. It is a transcript of the gene ddit4, whose product is annotated as DNA-damage-inducible transcript 4. NCBI's taxonomy places the organism in Eukaryota, Metazoa, Chordata, Actinopteri, Cypriniformes, Leuciscidae. Gene Ontology annotation, molecular function: 14-3-3 protein binding. The transcript is spliced from 3 exons. Gene Ontology annotation, cellular component: cytoplasm. Gene Ontology annotation, biological process: response to hypoxia; negative regulation of TOR signaling; apoptotic process. The record is from RefSeq and is a predicted model, not a curated record. The coding region runs from base 1 to 819 and encodes 272 amino acids.